Piliocolobus tephrosceles (Ugandan red Colobus) is the source of this 1077-nucleotide messenger RNA. RefSeq names its product shisa family member 7 (gene SHISA7). The record is from RefSeq and is a predicted model, not a curated record. The coding region runs from base 1 to 1077 and encodes 358 amino acids. Gene Ontology annotation, biological process: regulation of short-term neuronal synaptic plasticity; regulation of AMPA receptor activity. Gene Ontology annotation, cellular component: AMPA glutamate receptor complex; postsynaptic density; postsynaptic membrane. Lineage: Eukaryota; Metazoa; Chordata; Mammalia; Primates; Cercopithecidae. The transcript is spliced from 4 exons.
AUGCCGGCCCUCCUGCUCCUCGUACUCCUGGCCUCUAGCGCCGGCCAGGCCGGGGCGCGCCCGUCCAACGCCACGAGCGCCGAGUCCGCGGGCCCGCUGCCCGCCCUGCUGGCGCACCUGCGGCGCCUGACCGGGGCGCUGACGGGUGGCGGGGGCGCAGCGAGCCCGGGCGCCAACGGCACGAGGACCGGCCCCGCGAGCGGGGCGGGCGCGGCGGCCCGGGCGCCCCCUCCCGCCGAGCUCUGCCACGGCUACUACGAUGUCAUGGGCCAGUACGACGCCACCUUCAACUGCAGCACCGGCUCCUACCGCUUCUGCUGCGGCACCUGCCACUACCGCUUCUGCUGCGAGCACCGUCACAUGCGCCUGGCGCAGGCCUCCUGCUCCAACUACGACACGCCGCGCUGGGCCACCACGCCGCCGCCGCUAGCCGGGGGCGCCGGGGGCGCUGGGGGUGCGGGCGGGGGGCCAGGGCCCGGCCAGGCCGGGUGGUUGGAAGGGGGCCGGACGGGGGGUGCCGGGGGCCGCGGGGGCGAGGGCCCCGGUGGCAGCACAGCCUACGUCGUGUGCGGGGUCAUCAGCUUCGCCCUGGCCGUGGGCGUCGGCGCCAAAGUGGCCUUCAGCAAGGCGUCCCGUGCGCCCCGGGCGCACCGGGAGAUCAACGUGCCCAGAGCUCUGGUGGACAUUCUGAGACAUCAGGCGGGGCCUGGGACCCGCCCAGACCGCGCCCGAAGCAGCUCCCUGACCCCGGGGAUCGGCGGUCCCGACAGCAUGGCCCCCAGGACGCCCAAGAACCUCUACAACACCGUGAAGACCCCCAACCUCGACUGGCGAGCCUUGCCGCCGCCCAGCCCCUCCUUGCACUACUCCACGCUGUCCUGCUCUCGGUCCUUCCACAACCUCUCGCAUCUGCCCCCGUCCUACGAGGCUGCUGUGAAGUCCGAGCUGAACCGCUACUCCUCCCUCAAGAGGCUGGUCCCUGUCACUUGGGCCCCUACCAGGAUCAGCUCCCUGCUGGCCCCGGCCAAAUUCUCCUCAGAUAUCCCUGACCCCCGCAGGAUGGGCCAAAGCUGGUGA